AUGAGAAUUGAUCGGUUUCGCACUGUCUGGGGCAUUGAGCCGGGGACGAACUUGGAUAAUUGGGCAAAAUGGUUCCCGGAAUUGAAGGAAAUUGGCUACAACGGCGUGGAAGUCAACAUCCAUGGGCUGGAACCGAAUAAUGAUUUCCCGCGACUACGGAAGAUCUGCGAUGAUUUGAACUUUGACAUAAGUAUCCUGGGGCACUCUUCCUGGGUGGAUUAUGCAGGCCCUCGCCCUGUAGGUCUAACAGCGAGCGACCACCUACAAAACUACCGAGAUGUCCUCCAACUCGCGGAGCCACUGAGACCAGUCUCUUUCAACUUCCAAUCAGGCCAAGAUGCGUGGGAUGUUGAGGAAUCGAUCAAGUUCUAUCGCGGUGCACUUGAGAUUGAUAAGGGGCUGGCUGAUUUCUCUCACUGGAUGGUUGGACUGGAGAGAAUUAUUGACAUUGGCGAAGAGGAUCGCGCAAUGAUGGAAGCUAUCGUCCCGCAUGUCUAUCACAUCCACUCGAGAAUCGGUACCACACAGGCAUCUCAGUGCCCCGAGCCCAUGAACCCCGUGUUUGAACAAGAGAGAUUAUGCUUUGAGAGAUUGUGGACGCAAGUUCUUCAACGUCGAAUUGAGGAGGAUCCAAACACCAGAAUUAUCUUUGUACCCGAAUACGGUCCAUUCCCUUACCAUCCUAUUGGUAGUGCCAAGACUCAUGGUCAAGUUGCUGACGAGGAAGGGAAGCGACUGGAUGUGGUGUUUACCCAAUUUGUGGCGAGUCUGACGAACAUUUGA
Penicillium malachiteum is the source of this 783-nucleotide messenger RNA. RefSeq lists its product as uncharacterized. The transcript has 7 exons. The record is from RefSeq and is a predicted model, not a curated record. NCBI's taxonomy places the organism in Eukaryota, Fungi, Ascomycota, Eurotiomycetes, Eurotiales, Aspergillaceae. Bases 1 to 783 code for a protein of 260 amino acids.